GGUGUGGCUGGAGUCGACGGGCGAGGCGGUGUUCAACGCCACGCUGCCGGGCGCCUCCUUCAGCACGUCCGGCCUCAGACCCGACCACCGCUACUUGGUCUCCGUCACGGCCGUCAACGCCCGCGGCGCCGCACGCCCACACCAGCUCCGGUUCCACACUCUCAAGCAAGUCACAGAGCACUUGAGUUUGCCGUCGCGGCCUGAGCCUCAGCCUCUUGUGUGGGUUCUGGGCGUGGUUGUGGGCGUGGUGGUGGCGGUGGUUGGGCUGAUGAUGGGACUCUGGUGGACCAAAGGGCGUCGCUCAUCCCACACACUCAGAAACACUGAGGACGACGUUACGAAACUGAAAAACCAGGAUCUCACGGGUGACCUGCGAGGCCAGACUGACGGCCUCUGCAUGAACGGGGUAGUUCAGCACACGAUUUACGACGCCUCGGGACGCUACAAGGGCUUCGGUCACCUGCAGCAGUGCGGCGCGUACCCGAGCUGCCACAUCGACGCGACCUGCUCCGGCGGGAGUGUCCCCGCGACUCCGGCGUCUCGCUUCUCCUUCAGCAAAAAGGGCGGCCGAGGGGCGGCAGCGGGGAAGGAGGGCGCCGCCGAGGGAAAGGGCGGGAGAGGAAGCGACGCUGCAAGUCAUGCGGGGAAGAGAAAUGGCGCGAGCGAAGGCGGCGGCGGCGAGGGCGGUGAAGGUGCGAGGAAGCCCGACGGCCGCUGGAGGAGAGUCAUCAGCCAGCUGAGCAGCCCGCACGAAAGCAGGUUUUUCGACAUCUGCAGGCUGGCCGGCGGCAAGCACUCGCAGCAGAGUCAGCCUUCGGAAAGUGUUUUGUAAGGCAGCGACUGCCCGGCCCGGACUGGGGGCAUCCAAACGACCAUAGAAGGGAGACGCUGGCACGACCUGUGGGGCCAGCGGAGACAGGUCUGACGGCGGACAGGAAGCUCAGUCGACAGGAUCUCGUGUGGUAUAUUUGAAAUCAAAAUUUUCAUACAUCCUCUUGUCCUCAACUUCCCUUCUCGUUUCUUUUUUCGACUUCCAUUUCUACAGUUUAUGUGACCAGAAAAUGCGAUAUGAUGUCUCCUCAUUUGUGGAACUGACCCUCAUACCCCAGCGUCGUGGAACACAAGAAGGAAGCGCGGUGUGAAUGUAUGAUACAAGAGACAUUGUCACUUCCACGCGGGGCUCGAGAAGUUCGCUCUCAAGCGCCCAGACCAAAAACUAGCUGCUGAAAUUUCCGGUUUCCUCUUCGGCAGCAGAGUUCCUAUACAUUGUCUAGAUGUAUUUGUCUCACAAGGUCUUUAACGACUAAAUACGUCACUGUCGCUGUUUGUUAGAGUGUCGUUAUUUGUCUCAUUUCCCGUGACUUGACUCGGAUCUCCAAACCAAUUUCUUGGAUCUUCGCCUCAUCUGUAAGUUUUCGUCGCAUUUUCUCCCACGGAGAAAACAUAUCACGAACUAUUCUUAUCUUAAGCUUCGUAAAAGAAUAUGAUGUUGGAUAAAUCUUUCACUCAAUUGAAUGUGAUAUUGUGCAAACGUGUUCUUAGAGCAGUUUUUGGGAGUGCAUAUGCUUGUGGAUGUAGACUAUUUUUCGAUGAUGAACAAUGUUAUAUGAAGAUGUAUACAUGUAUUUUUAUUUUAUGAUGAAAUGUAAAUAGAUAUAUAUAUAUAUGUGCCAAAGUAAUUAUAAUAAAAUCGAUCGAGCACACUUUCGUGCUCCGGAUAAUGAAA
This is a messenger RNA of Penaeus vannamei (Pacific white shrimp), 1726 nucleotides long. Lineage: Eukaryota; Metazoa; Arthropoda; Malacostraca; Decapoda; Penaeidae. The record is from RefSeq and is a predicted model, not a curated record.